Messenger RNA from Etheostoma cragini (Arkansas darter), 2781 nucleotides. It is a transcript of the gene ubl3a, whose product is annotated as ubiquitin-like 3a. Gene Ontology annotation, molecular function: protein binding. The transcript is spliced from 5 exons. NCBI's taxonomy places the organism in Eukaryota, Metazoa, Chordata, Actinopteri, Perciformes, Percidae. The record is from RefSeq and is a predicted model, not a curated record. Bases 657 to 1013 code for a protein of 118 amino acids.
GUUUGCUAAUGCAGGAAUCAGGAUGACAGCUGAACGGGGCGCAAAGGUACAGCAACGCAGUCUGUAACGUUCCCAACAAUCGUCACAAACUCCCGUUUUAAAAAGAAGUACCGACAGAUUUCGCCAAAGGACGCGUUUUGUACCAACUGACGGAAGUGUUUGAGUUAACUAGCGGACGGUAACCUUUAACCUUGCGGAUAUUUUUGUUCUUUUUCACCAAGAGAGAAAAAGAUCCGUGUCCGGAUGUGCCAGCAGUUACGAUAUUGGGUUUUUCGCACGGCGUAAUCACCUUUUCUACAAGCAGGAUAUUCUUGAUGUUCGGAGGGUCGGAGGAGGCCCUCGGGUCGACAGCUUAUCCCGCUAACAUUAACUAUACCCCCAAAUCUCCCAAUUUGUGUGGAAAAUGAUCAACGAAAUGAUUGUGCAAUAGAGAGAAGGAAGCGUCGUAAAACGCCUUGCCUUGCUACCUCGGUGUAGUGACUGUGGAGAGAGCAAGUCACCGGGAAUACAUUGUGUUUUUCUUUCCUGCUCUAAACCAUAAAAACGACGUUUGUUGAGCUCCAAUAAGGAAGACGUAAAGGGGGUAUUUGUGUUCUCAGCUUGUGUUGUGUGUGUGUGUGUGUGUGUAAACCCCGCCGAAGACCGGCAAAACCUUCAUGAUGACGGGCAGCACCCCAGCGGACAUGAUAAACCUGCGACUUAUUUUAGUCAGCGGAAAGACAAAAGAAUUCUUCUUCUCUCCCAAUGAAUCAGCGGCGGACAUUGCCAAACACGUCUAUGACAACUGGCCAAUGGACUGGGAGGAAGAGCAGGUCAGCAGUCCUAACAUCCUGAGGCUGAUCUACCAGGGCCGGUUUCUACAUGGCAACGUAACACUAGGAGCUCUCAAACUGCCCUUGGGGAAGACCACAGUGAUGCAUUUAGUUGCCAGAGAGACUUUGCCUGAGCCAAAUUCCCAAGGUCAGAGGAAUAGAGAGAAGACUGGGGAGAGUAACUGCUGUGUCAUUCUGUAAAUACACACCACCGCCACCUGCCCUCCAUCCUUCUCAUCCAUUCUCGCCCUCAACAUCCUGGACCGAAUGAGCCUGUCCCCUGUCCUGGAGCCUGUCCACAAUGCAGAUAGGCAUAUGGACAAACACAUACUCUUCGCUUUAUCUUUUUUCCCCCCCUCUCUCACACAAAGAAAGACAGCAGGCUCGGCCUGAUUCAAGGCAAAGAGUUGGGAGCAGAAAAUUGAUUAAUGAUAGAGUUGAUUCCUUUGUUGUACUUGAUUUGUUGUCAUAACUGAAAAUUAGUGGAAGGAACUGGAUUUGCAUGUGGGUAUUUUUUUUCCUUAAUGCAUACCUUUUUAAGCCUUCUGACACACACACACAUAUAAUAGGCACACACCUUAUCUAGCCAUCCUCAGCCUGUCUGUUAAAAGUCCAUUUUUAACUGCCUCCCAAUUCUAGCUAAUUGUCCUAUUAUUGCAGUGCUCAAGUUUGUGUGUGUGGCCUUGUUUUCUAAUACAGACCGCUGAUAAUUUUAACCACUAACAACUCACCUACACACACACACACACACACACACACACGCACACGCACACGCACACUCUGACAUCUUGUCCACACAUCCAACCAUAUAUGCUUGUGGGAUCUCCCUCAGUGCAGUAGACAAAGCUUAGACAUGCCUGAUCAGAGAACUGAAAGCAGGAAAAAAACAAACAAUAACACACACACAUAUAUAUACACGUAUAUAUGCAUAUGUGUCCUUUCUACUGCCCUCCUCUGUAUGUGCCCUUAGGGGUUCACAAUAGAGAAAUUAUGAUUUUAUGUCUGCAGAGGGCUGGCAGACGUCCUACUCUUUCAGUCGACACAUUCUUAGCCAAACAAAGCCUAACAAACAAACAAAUAGACAAACAACCAGUGUUGGUGCUUUUGUUUUGGUUAUUUGUUUGUCCAUGACAUUUGUGACUGUGUUUUGACAGUCCACGCAUAUUACUGAUCGACCAGUGUUGUGAUUAAUAAAACGUCAUGUCAGUUUUCUUCCUUCCCUGGUGCACCAUCCCUCUCUCUCCGAGGAUAUGCUCAUUGUGCUCCUUUUUUUUUUUAACAGUGUUGUGCAGGAUCUCGCUGACUGAUUGCUGUCCAAGCAAGGAAAUGAACUAUCUGUCUUAAUUCGCUUCCUACUCUCUCCUUAAUUCUCUCUCUCUCUGCAUUAAUAAGUCCAUUUUGCACAACUGAAGCAUGUGGUCCCUUAUCAGAUUUAAAAAAAAAAUGUAUAAAAUGUUUUGUUUUAUUUUAUAUUUUUCCAAUGGAAGUAAUGCUUCAAACUAAGGUAACAUGUAGAAUAUAUUUAAUAUGAAUCUUAUAUAGACCAUGAUGACUCUAGAUCCUGUUGAUAUACAGUAUAUUAGUGUUUAGUCUAUGAUUGUGUGUACGGUUAGCUUCUAGCCAGUUCACAGUCACUCGCUGACAACGUCUUGUGCUUAACAGCAGCUAAACCUCCCUCGUCAUUGACAGACUAUUUUUAUUUUUAUUUUCAUUCUUCUGUGCUUUUUUUUAAUUAUUUUUUAAUUUGUUUAUAAUUUCAGGUAAACCUUUUUUCUCCCUUUGCUUUAAAGAAUCGCUUUGUAACAGCACUAGGUCUUAAAAAAUAUAUUGUUUAUAUUGAUCAGGGUUCAAAUCUGUACAGAGAUAAACAUUUUCAAACCAAUUGUAAAUAGCACUAAUGCUCCCUCUCCCCCCUUCAAACUUCAAAAUGGAAUACAUCUGUAAACUAAAUAAAGGUUAUUGAAGUGCA